Molecule: messenger RNA, 5016 nt
Organism: Salarias fasciatus (jewelled blenny)
Lineage: Eukaryota; Metazoa; Chordata; Actinopteri; Blenniiformes; Blenniidae
Gene: myom1b
Product: myomesin 1b
Exons: 38
Coding region: 163-4578 (1471 amino acids)
Biological process (GO): sarcomere organization
Cellular component (GO): M band
Molecular function (GO): protein binding
Source: RefSeq, a predicted model, not a curated record
GCAGCCCUGUACACACCUGCCUGCCUGAAGGUUUGCUGGGAUAUCAAGCUUUGCGUGUGGAGUUGGACCAUCUUUCCCUUUGAAUUUUGGAGUUUGAGGGGACUUGCUGUGGACAGAGAAAAAGAAGAACAAUCCAAGCUUAUUGAAGGGGAGGCCUGCAGUAUGCCUGGAUCGAUACCAUUCUACCAGAAGCACCAUCGCCACUAUGACCGUGACUACCGUAGCAGGGAGACGGAGUCCAGGCUGAGCCAGUACCAGUCCAGCAGCAGGUACACUGCUGGCAGUGGCUCCUUCACCGCCACCGGGAGCAGGGGACUUAAAGCGUCUUCGCACUCUCUGCUGGACGAGAGCAGACUCAGCCCCAUACCUAAGAGAGCCAAGCCAACUUACUUGGCUGUGGACAAAGAGAACCAUAUCAUCGGCUAUGUAGUGCCUGUCUUCAGGAGCAGUCAAGAGUUUGGAGCGGGACUUUCAGACACAGAGGACGUGAGGGCGAGGGACUCUGCUGCGUACAUGGCCCGCAGGGAUUUGUUCACCAGUGGUUUGGAGAUGGAGAGGUCAGAGCUGAUCUCCAGGAGGGAGGCCAUGCGGGAGUCGGCCAAUCGCAUCUCGAUGAGCAAAAGGCUCCAUGAACACGGGGAACACUUCAAGCGCAUGAACGAAGACAGCCUGAUGCACCCUCCCAAGUUUGUGAUUAAGCCUCGCUCCCACACCGUGUGGGAGAAGCAAUGCGUGCGGCUGCACUGCACCGUCAGCGGCUGGCCCGACCCCCGGGUCGUCUGGUACAAGAACAAUGUGGUCAUCAACCCUUAUGCCAGCCCCGGCAAGUACAAGCUGGAGAGCAAAUACAGAAUGCACACGCUGGAGAUCAACAGGUGCGAUUUUGAUGACACGGCGCAGUAUCGUGUCUCUGUCAUGAACUCCAGCGGAGAGCUGUCCGCCAUCGCCUCGGUCGUCGUCAAGAGGUUCAGAGAUGACGUUGACGAGUUCCUCCCAUCACCCAGAUCGGCCAGAAUAUCAGACGGCCCAGUUUCUGAGUACGGCAUCAAAUUCAAGACUAACAUCGUCGAUACGUUCGGCGUGUCGUUUGGGAGGGAGGGCGAGACCAUGACGCUGGGCUGUACGGUCAUCAUCUACCCCGCUCUGCACCGCUACGAGCCAGACGUGCAGUGGUACAGAGAUGACGUCUUGCUGUCCCCCUCUAAAUGGCACCAGAUGCACUGGAGCGGAGACCGAGCCAUGCUCACACUCGCACACCUCAACAAGGAGGACGAGGGCCUCUACACACUGCGUGUCUCCACCAAGUCGGGAUAUGAAACCUACUCCGCCUAUGUCUUUGUCAGAGACGCCGAUGCUGAGGUUGAAGGCGCUCCUGGAGCCCCACUGGAUGUCCGCUGUCUGGAUGCCAAUAAGGACUACAUCAUUGUCACCUGGAAGCAGCCGGCUGUUGACGGCGGCGGCUCCAUCCUGGGCUACUUUGUGGACAGGUGUGAGGUCGAAACCACCCACUGGGUGCAGUGCAACGACACUCCGGUCAAAUUCGCCCGUUUCCCUGUCACCGGCUUGGUGGAGGGCCGCUCUUACAUCUUCCGCGUUCGCGCUGUCAACCAGAGCGGCAUGAGCCGUCCGUCCAGAGUGUCUGAGCCGGUCGCCGCCAUGGACCCAGCCGACCGAGCUCGAAUGAGAGGUACCUCUGCUCCCUGGACCGGCCAAAUCAUCGUCACUGAGGAGGAGCCCGCAGAGGGCGUCGUUCCUGGAAGACCUCGUGAACUGAUGGUGACAGAAGCAACCAAGAACUACGUGGUGCUGAGCUGGAAGCCUCCCGGAGAGAAAGGCCUGGAGGGGGUCAUGUACUACGUGGAGAAGUGUGUCUCUGGCACAGACACCUGGCAGAGGGUGAACACGGAGAUCCCAGUCAAGUCUCCUCGCUUUGCGCUCUUCGAUCUCGCCGAGGGGAAAUCGUACUCCUUCCGUGUCCGCUGCUGCAACGCCGCCGGUGUCGGCGAGCCGUCUGACCCCACUGAAGCCACCACAGUUGGCGACAAGCUUGAUAUCCCAUCUGCCCCAGGAAAAGUUAUUCCCACCAGAAACACUGACACAUCGGUUGUCGUGUCCUGGGAAGCGUCUCGCGAUGCUACGGACCUGGUGGGAUACUACAUCGAGGGCAGCGUUGUGGGCAGCGACGUGUGGGAGCCAUGCAACAACAAGCCUGUGAACGUCACCAGGUUCAUCUGCCACGGGCUGAUCACCGGAGAGACGUACGUUUUCAGGGUGAGGGCAGUGAACGCUGCAGGGAUCAGCCAGUUCUCCCCAGAAUCAGAACCUGUGGAGGUGAAGGCUGCUAUCGCCUCCCCGGCUCCACCCUAUGGCAUCACCGUCCUCGAGUGCGUGCGCGACUCCAUGGUGCUGUCCUGGAAGCAGCCGGCCUUCGUCGGCGGCGCUGACAUCACCGGCUACUUCGUGGACUACCGCGAGGUGGUGGACGGCGUGCCGGGGCAGUGGCACGAGGCCAACGUCCGGGCCAUCAGCGAGAGGGCCUACAGGGUGUGUGACCUGCACGAGAACAAGAAUUAUCAGUUCCAGGUCCGGGCGGCCAACAUGGCGGGCGUCGGCAUCCCGUCUCUUCCCAGUGAAACCUUCCUGUGUGAGGAAUGGACGAUUGCAGUGCCAGGACCCCCACAUGAUCUGCAGGCUAGGGAGGUGCGAAACGACUCCCUGGUGUUGCUAUGGAAACCCCCCGUCUACCAGGGCCGCAAUCCGGUCAACGGUUUCUACGUCGACAUGAAGGAGGCGGAAGCGCCAGAGGAGGCCUGGAGAGGCGUCAACAGAGACGCAGCGGAGAAGACCUUCUUCAAGAUCAAGAAUCUUCAAGAAGGAGAGUCGUACAUAUUCAGAGUGCGCGCUCAGAAUCAGGCCGGUGUUGGGAAGCCUUCGGACGUCACGGAGCCUGUCGCUGCCGAGACCAAACCAGGCACCAAGGAGAUUGUGGUUGACGUCGACGACGACGGCGUCAUCUCCCUGAAUUUCGAAUGCGGUGAAAUGAGCCCCGACUCGAAGUUCGUGUGGUCCAAGAACUACGAGGACUUCUCAGACACGUCCCGCGUGACUCAAGAGACCAAAGGAAACAAGUCUAAGAUUAUUUUCAACGAUCCCGGAGAGGAGGACAUCGGUAUCUACUCGUGCAUCGUCACCCACUCCGACGGGGCUUCAUCGAGCUACACACUCUCCGAUGAAGAGUUGAAGAGGCUUCUGGAAGUCAGUCAUGACCACAAAUUCCCCAUUAUUCCCCUGAAGUCAAACUUGGCUGUGGAGAUGCUCGAGAAGGGCAGAGUUCGCUUCUGGCUGCAGGCCGAGAACAUGUCAGCCAAUGGCAAAAUUGAUUACAUUUUCAACGAUAACGCCGUCUCUCAGGGGGAGAAAUAUAAGAUGAAUUUCGACAAGAACACUGGUGUGAUCGAGAUGACCAUGGACUCUCUGACCCCGGCGGAUGAGGGAACAUACAGCUUCCAGCUGCAGGAUGGAAAAGCUACUAACCAGUCCAGCUUGGUGCUUAUCGGGGACGUGUUCAAGCAGCUGCAGAAGGAAUCCGAGUUUCAGAGCAAAGAAUGGGUCAGAAAACAAGGUCCUCACUUUAUCGAGUACCUGAGUUACGAGGUGACCCCAGAGUGCUGCGUUAUCCUCAAGUGCAAGGUCGGCAACAUCAAGAAGGACACCUCUGCCAUUUGGUACAAAGACGGACACGAGAUCAAAUCGGAGCAGAGCCUGAGCUUCACGGAGGGAGUGCUGAAACUGGAAAUUGCUCAGAUUACGAAGAAAGACGCAGGCAUGUAUGAAGUUGUUCUGAAGGACGAGAGAGGAAAAGACACGUCCAAACUCAACCUGACAGAUCAGGGUUUCAAAGAAUUGAUGAAUGAAGUUUUCAGUUUUAUCGCCAAUUCCUCCACUCCACUGAAAAUCACAAGCACAGACGAGGGCAUCCGACUCUACACCUUCGUCAGCUUCUAUAAUGAUUUGCUCCAAGUGACAUGGCACUACAAGGAUUCGCCAAUCGCCUUCUCUGACCGUAUAAAAAGCGGCGUGGUGGGAGAGCAGCUGUGGCUGCAGAUCACCGAGCCGACUGAGAAGGACAUGGGCAAAUACGCCAUCGAGUUCAACGAUGGGAAGGGCGGCCUCAGGAGGACCGUCGAGCUCUCUGGUCAAGCGUUUGAUGAUGCUUUUGCCGAAUUCCAGCGGCUCAAAGCUGCUGCGACUGCCGAGAGAAAUCGUGCCCGAGUAGCAGGAGGUCUGCCUGACGUGGUCACCAUACAGGAAGGAAAGGCCCUCAAUCUGACCUGCAACAUUUCGGGCAACCCCGUGCCGGAGGUCACCUGGCUGAAGAACGAAAAGGAGAUCACGUCGGACGAGCACUGCAUCCUGAAGUUCGAGUCGGGGAAGUUUGCCAGCUUCACCAUCACGGGCGUGAACACGUCAGACACCGGCAAGUACAGCAUCCUGGUGAAGAACAAGUACGGCACCGAGAGCGGAGACUUCACCGUAAGUGUCUUCAUCCCCGAAGAGGCGGCCGGCAAGAAAAAAUAAAGCGGGUCCAAAUCUUGUCGUAAAUAUGUACAAAUGACAAACGAUGGAAACGGUUUAAAGGUUAAGACAAGGGCUUGAGGACGUGUUGAAUGUUUUAUGUAGAAUAUAAAAUUUACCGUAGAGGUGCUAAGUUUAAACAUCAUACUCACAAUGAACGCAGCAGUAAAUCUCAGUACGCAAGGUUAAGGUUACCGUAUGACAGUAAUACUGAUGCACUUUUUGCUUGUGUAAAGAGAAAGAAAUCAAAGUUAUUGAACUGCAAAGAUAGAAGUUUGUGUUGAUGCAACUUCAACUCACCGAAAAAUACCUUGAUGUUGUCUGAAAUGUCUAUUUAAAAUACAAGUGUUUUAACAUUUGCUGCAAAUUAUGUUGGCCUUCACUUCAAGUUAAAAAAAAAAAAAAAAAAAAAAAAACUUAAGAUGAAUCCAUUUUAGAAUU